Equus quagga is the source of this 3647-nucleotide messenger RNA. Its product is annotated as interferon regulatory factor 4-like. The record is from RefSeq and is a predicted model, not a curated record. Bases 112 to 1407 code for a protein of 431 amino acids. Gene Ontology annotation, cellular component: nucleus. Gene Ontology annotation, molecular function: RNA polymerase II cis-regulatory region sequence-specific DNA binding; DNA-binding transcription factor activity, RNA polymerase II-specific; protein binding. The transcript is spliced from 8 exons. Gene Ontology annotation, biological process: immune system process; regulation of transcription by RNA polymerase II. Lineage: Eukaryota; Metazoa; Chordata; Mammalia; Perissodactyla; Equidae.
UUCGCUUUCGCCCGCCUCCGCGCGCCAGCCAGGUGUCCUCGCGAUCCCCUAUCGCUCUGGGGUCCAGUCGCCGCGCCCCAGACCCGACCCCCGUCACAGUGCGUUCCCCAAAUGGCCGGCGACCCCUGGCGGAGAGAGGAGGAGAAGGUCCCCGACGGCAGGCGACCCAUGGUGGGAGCCAGGGGGCCCCUGCGCCUCCGCGACUGGCUGGUGGCGCAGAUCGAGAGCGGGCGCUACGCAGGGUUGCGCUGGGAGGACGAGGGCAAGACCCUCUUCCGCAUCCCCUGGAAGCACGCAGCCAAGCAGGGCUACCGGGCGCAGCAGGACGCGGCGCUCUUCAGGGCCUGGGCCAUAUACAAGGGCAAGCACGUAGAGGGCAUUGACAAGGACGACCCCUCCACCUGGAAGACGCGGCUCCGCUGUGCCCUCAACAAGAGCGCCGACUUCUGUGAGGUGCAUGCGCGCAGCCAGCUGGACAUCUCCAACCCCUACAAGGUCUACCGGAUUGUGUCCGACGGUACCGAUGGCCCAGUUACCAGGGCUUGUGCUCCCCCUGAAGAGAAGGGCAUUCUCCAGAGCCAGGCGGAGCCCCCUGGAGAAGCGACGGAGCUGGCCUGCAGGACAGACCAGGAUGGCUCCGAACUAGCCACAGAGGAUAAGGACAAGCAGCAGCCUAGGGGGCUGGCCCAGCAGGGCUCCCUGCCACCAACCACCCUGCUCCCGGGCCCUUUGGCUGACCACAGGUACCAGGCACAGGACCCUGCACACCCUUGGAGCCCCUCGCCCCCUGAGGACUUCAGCAACCCUGAUUGCUGGCUGCACGUGCGGCUGUUCUAUGGCGCCGAGCUGGUGCGCGAAGCCACCGCGCGCACCGCAGAGGGCUGCCGUCUGAGCCCGCGGGCGGCCGCCGCCGCCGCCGAGCGCCUGCUGGGGCCGCCGCGGCGCAUGGCGCAGGUUCGCUUCCCGGAGCCGCCGCCCGGCGCCCGCGUGCUGCAGCGCCUGCUGCCGCACCUGGAGCGCGGCGUGCUGCUGUGGGUGGCGCCCGAGGGCGUAUUCGCCAAGCGCCUGUGCCAGGGCCGCGUGUACUGGCGCGGCCCGCUCGCCCCGCACCGCGCGCGGCCCAACAAACUGGAGCGCGAGCGCACCUGCCAGCUGCUCGACACGCGCCGCUUCCUCGCUGAACUGCGCGCCCACCUGCAGGAUGGUCACCCAGAGCCCGAGUACCAGAUCCGUCUGUGCUUUGGCGAGGAGUACCCAGGGCCCCCGGACCAGCCUGAGGAGCGGCUCAUCAUGGCCCAUGUGGAGCCAGUCUUCGCCCGGGAGCUCCUCCUGCAUAUGAAGCGCCACGGCCAUGGUGCCUGGGCCGCAGGUCCCCAGCCCUGCGUCCAAGGCAUCACUCACCAUUGAUGCAGCUGAGUCAGCCCUAAGCAGCUGCUUCUUCCUCUCAUGCCCUCUAAAGUCAGCCCCCCACCAAGGUGCAGACCACACCCCAGCCCUGCCCAAACUGAGCCAGAGGUCUUGGGGCCUCCCCCCACCCAUCACCCAGGUAGGUUGGGACAGUGGAAGCCGAUGGCGGCUCCACCCUCUCAGCCAUGGAGAUGAAGCCCUGGAACGUGGCACGUAGCCCCAGCAGCUGGGCCUAGGGCAUCAGGCGGAAACCAAACUCAAGCUUGAGGUUCUGGAAACAGCAAUUACAUCAGAAACAAGACUUCAUCUCUUUGCUGAGAGCCCAACAUGCAUAUAGUGGUUUACUAAAAGCAGACCUUAACUGUGGUUGAUCCGCUGUAAGUUUUGCUUAAAGCUGGGUUUACCAAUAAUUAGAUCCUCAGGGUUCUUUAGAGUGGGGCCAACCAGUAACAAUUGCCCACCUCUGAGGGGCUCUGAAUUUCCAGACCCUUCCUCCCGCCUGCCACUCAUCUCUCUUCUUCUUCUUCUUUUUUUUUUUUGGUGAGGAAGAUUGACCCUAAGCUAACAUCUGUGCCAAUCUUCCCCUAUUUUGUAUGUGGGAUGCCUCCACAGUGUGACUUGAGGAGUGGUGUGUAGGUUCUGCACCCAGGAUCCGAACCUGCUAACCCCGGACUGCUGAAGCUGAGUGUGCAAACUUAACCACGAUACCACCGGGCUGGCCCCCUCUCUCUUCCUUUUGGGUGUGUGUGGAUGGAGGGGGGAGGAGGUCCCAAACAGAGGACUUGGCCUGAACCUGGGGCUGUGGAUGCUGACCACUGAACCACCAGCAGCACCUGUAGAUGCUGUCUUUGGAGAAGUUGAGGCAGGCCCCCAAACACGACCCUGAGGCAGAAGCCAAAGUGGGAGCCAAGAGUCGGGCCCUCCCCCAGGCCGGCCAGUCUUUGCAAACUGUAAGUUGUAGGGCGUCCUUGAGCCUUGGGAGGCAGCCCACCAGGAGGGCAGUUGCCCCGGCCUCGGCAGGAAGGUCACUGUUUUCCACUCCAGAUAUCUAGAACUUCUUUCCUUUUCUGGUUUCUGACUUUAUUUAUAGGAAUCCUCUCACAGAUGGCAACAUCAUAGGUCUCUUUUAGUGAUACAUGAGGAAGCCGCUUUUAUGGGGAAGGGGGACUGUGUGAUUCAACCAAGGCCAGAAGUCCAUCAGAUCACUGUUCUUCUAAUUCAUCCAACAAACGUUUAUUGAGCACCUGCUCUGUUCCAGGCCAAUGCUGGACACUGAGCAUAGAGCAAAACACCAUGGUCCCUACUCUCUUGGGGUUCACAGCCUGCUUUCCAGUGGAGGCCCAGUGACUGUCCUCUACUCCUGGCCCUCACAGAAAGGGUGGUGGUAAGGAGUUACAGACUCCUGGGUUGAAAUCUCAGCUUUGUCACUUACUAGCUGUGUGUGACCUCAGGCAAGUCACUUAACUUCUCUGAGCCUCAAAUUCCUCAUCCAUUCAAAAGAAGCUAUGAAGCCCUUUGGAGCAGGAUUGGUCCAAGAAGUAAAUGUAAGGAGGGGACGUGAGUGGCCUGGCACGAAGAGUGGCGCACAGUAAGCGCCCACUCAGUUACUUGUGGGUAGGAGAGUGUGGAGGAGGCUGCCCCACCCUUCAGAAAGCCUGACUGUCUGUCCUGGGCUUCGCUGCACCCCCGGCCCAAGGCUGCAGCUGGUGGGGAGCCUCAGUUCAGAGUGACGGUCUAAACCCCUGCUCUGCGCUGGGGAAACAAACUCAGCCAGGGUCAGGGACUGGCUGGAGAGGCUUCUUGGGAGGGUGGACGUCUCUGCCCAGUUGUCUGUCCUCCCCACACCAGUCACUAGAGGGCGCUGGGGGCUCAGCAGACCCAGUUCCGUGGCCCUCCACAUCAUCCCAGGCUCCCCUCCCUGCUUACACCCCAGGGCUAGGAGGGCAGGGAAUGGUGUGACCUCGAGGGCUCUGCACUGCGGGGAGGAGAAAGUAGACCAGAGGCCUGGUGGGAGGAGGAGAGGAGGAAAGGGGAACUAGAGGUGAGGACUGGAGAGGCCCCUGGGGCUUUUCUCACGGAGACUCCCCAUUCCCCAGCUCAGCCACUUAGAUCCCCCGUCUCUCGUCAGCGUGUCUCUCUGCCCGCCCUCUCUUGUGUCUGUACCUGUGUCUCUCUCCAUCUCCCUCUUUCUCUGUAGAUUUCUGUGUUUCUCUCUUUCAGUGAUUCUAACUUCUGUGUGU